Messenger RNA from Bactrocera latifrons, 1103 nucleotides. Its product is annotated as farnesol dehydrogenase. Gene Ontology annotation, molecular function: oxidoreductase activity. The record is from RefSeq and is a predicted model, not a curated record. Bases 105 to 866 code for a protein of 253 amino acids. Lineage: Eukaryota; Metazoa; Arthropoda; Insecta; Diptera; Tephritidae. The transcript has 3 exons.
GUCGAUACUUAUUUUUUACAAUAUCGAUUAACUAAUAUAGCAGUUAUAGGGUUUCACUUGAAUAACUGAAUAUCAAAUCAUAAUCACUUGCUAUCACAUUCAACAUGGAGCGCUGGCAGGGCAAAGUUGCUAUGGUAACUGGUGCUAGCAGUGGCAUCGGUGCUGCUUGUGCCAAGGCUUUGGUGUGUGCCGGAUUUGUUGUUGUUGGAUUAGCACGUCGCCAGGAACGCAUUGCACAAUUGCAACAGGAAUUACCUACACGAUUUCGCUCCAAUUUACACGCCUACAAAUGUGAUUUAACAAAGGAGCAGAAUGUGAGUGAUGCUUUCAGGUGGACGCAGCAGAAGCUAGGCGCCGGCGUUGAUGUAUUGGUGAAUAAUGCUGGUAUUAUAGCGACUACGGAGUUGAGUGCACGUCAGAACACGAAUGAAAUACGCAACACCAUCGAUACGAAUCUGUUGGGUACGGUUUUUUGUACACGCGAGGCUUUCAAUUCAAUGCGUGAACGCGAUGUUGAAGGUCAUAUAGUGAUCAUGAAUAGUGUGGCUGGUUUGCAAGUUCCCAAUUUGGGUCCAAACUUGCCAUCGCUCAAUAUAUAUCCUGCAACAAAGUUCGCUUUACGAGCUAUGAACGAAAUCUAUCGGCAAGAAUUUCAGCGACACAAGACUCGUGUACGAAUAACGACUAUCAGUCCAGGCAUUGUCGAUACCGACAUACUGCCCACUUCUAUUCGCAAUGUUGUCAAGGAUAUGCUGCCCAGUCUUUCGUCUGAAGAUGUGGCCGAUGCUGUUUUAUGGGCAAUAAGCACACCACCAAAUGUACAGGUUCACAACAUCACCAUAAAGCCCAUGGGCGAAAAAUUUUAAUACUUGGUAUAUUUUAAGCUUACCUUAUUAAAAUCAUUUGACUCCACUUAAUUGUUUUUUUAUUUAAUAUAUUGAAUAUUUUUUGGAAUAAAAAUAUUUCAUUACUAUCCUAUUAUAUAACAAGUAUAGAAGCACCGAGCUCGAAUCGGAACGAAUGUUAGAUAAUAUCGCAAAUUGUAGAACAUAAAAUUUCGUUAUAUUUUCGAAAAAUAUAGUCAAACUUGUAAUAAAACGAAA